GAGUGUGAUGCCUCUUCCCUGCUAGUGUGCUUAUGGUCUCUUUGACUGCAACAUCAGAAAGCAUGGCAUACAUCCUAAAGACACUCAACAGCUGGUUCUGGUGGGAGAAUAUCUGGAUGCCCAUCAACUGCACAUGGGCAGAUUUUGUGGACCGUGAGGGACUCGUGUUUCCCAAACCCCAUCAGUUGUACGCCACAAUCCCGUACGCUUUUGUACUGCUGAUCAUCCGGUUCUUCAGUGAGAGAUAUGUUGCUAUACCUUUAGCAAAAGCCUUGGGUAUAAAGAAUGUAAGACGUGUGAAGCCACAGCCUAAUCCUGUGUUAGAGAGUUAUUUCCGGGAGUGCUCAAGACAACCAUCCCAAUCAGAGAUCAAAGGCCUUGCCAAAAAGUGCAACUGCACUGUCCACUUGGUGGAGAAAUGGUUCAGGAGACGGCGGAACCUGGAGAUCCCAACCGUGCUCCGGAAAUUCCAGGAAGCUUUCUGGCGAUUUUCAUUCUAUCUGACAUCCUCCAUUGUUGGAUUUAUAUUUCUGUAUGAUAAACCCUGGUUUUACGACAUAUGGCAGACGUGGGUUGGUUAUCCGUUUCAGACCUUGCUGCCAUCCCAGUACUGGUACUACAUGGCCGAGAUCGGCUUUUACUGGUCUCUCGUAUUUACCCUUGGGAUUGACAUCAAGCGGAAGGAUUUCAUGGCUCACGUCGUUCAUCACCUGGCAGCCAUCGGGCUGAUGAGCGGCUCUUGGUGCGGCAAUUACGUGCGGCUUGGAACUCUGGUGAUGUUCGUGCACGACACUGCAGAUUUCUGGCUCGAGGCAGCCAAAAUGUUUAAUUAUGCUCGCUGGGAGAAAACUUGCAACAUACUGUUCAUCAUCUUCUCUAUUGCAUUCUUCAUCACCAGGAUGAUCCUGUUCCCCUUCUGGAUUCUUCGUGCCACACUAUAUCAGCCUACCUACUACUCCACCACUCCUGUCAUAGCAUAUUUCUUAUUCAAUGGGAUGCUAUUAACCCUCCAAGGCUUGCAUUUAUAUUGGGGUUACUUAAUUUUCAAGAUUUUGAAAAGGUUCGUUUUCCUAAAGGACUUGAAAGAUGAUCGGAGUGAUGAAGAGGAGGAAGAUUCUCUUACAGACACUGAAGAGGAGUCCACCAAGAGUGGCACCAAGAACAGCAGUGGGUCAAGCAAGCACCUCCUGAGCAGCAGUCACCACUAGCCCUGCCCUGCCUCACCUCCUGCAGUGAUUCCUGCUCUGGUUUCAGCCCAACCUACAGGACAGGAUUUAAGUCAAAAGGCUUGUGAGAGACUGUGAUUGAUUUAUUGUUGGCUACUGGACCUGGAAAAAAGCCCAGUUUAGAGGGGAGGGAGAAAUUGCAUAACAUGACAAAAUGUGUUAAUGACCCACUUUCAGAAUCGUUGUGGAGUGUGUGGAAAGAUGUUUGGACACGCUGACUGACAGUGCUUCACAAGGGCAAAGCUCAAGACAGUCAAGUAAUUUAGUGUCCCGUUGAUUCUAGUGUUGUUUUUCAAUCUGAUAUAAGAUAUAUUUCAUCAAACAAUUUAAAUCACAGAUGUUUUGUGGUGGGUAGGUAGUGUGAACUCCGCUAGGAACCAGAAUUACUCAAUGUGGGAAAAGUUUGAUAGUGCUGUACAGUGACUGGCAUUUUAUCUUUACUUUUCAGUUUAAACCCUCAUCAAAAUGGGUAUUUUUCUGACUUAUAUUUCAUUUCCUGGAGGCCAGGGGAAGUGAACAUGGAGGAAUUCAAAUUACUUGUCUGUGAAGGGUUGGCUUCAGUGUAGAAAUAUGGUCUUUCUCUGAAGUGAUAGGUAGCUGAAAUAUUGUGUCAAGGAAGUCACUGUUAAAACAGCAAAACUCAGCCCCAAUUCUCCAUUGAGCUCCAGGAUUCUCAAAUGUCUUUCAGUCAUUUUGGCCCAGUGUUAGAACAGAAGGUGCAGAGGGAAGAGAAAAGGGAAAUGGAAAUUGGGAAAAACACCCUCUGCUCCUCACUCGUCUUCAGACCAGAAAGUUAAAGCCAAAUCUCAUCCAUUCCCUUCUUGUGACCUUGUAUCACAGCUUUGGAUGCUGCCCUCUCUGGAGUGAGGCCACCAAGCUCUGAUUUGUGGUUCUGGAGUGUUCACUGCAGGUACCUGGGCACAGGGUGUCACACUGUCACUGCUGUGGGUUCUUUGAUACCAGGAUCUGCAUUUCCAUCUCUGCUCUUUUAUGAAAUGGGGAAUCACAUCAGCUAGACCCAAACUUGGAGGUAUGUGACUUCAGCCACAGGCUGUUUGUGCUGUAACCAGUGGGUAACAGCUCCUCUUACCCAAAGUGCCUCUAUCCUAAAUCUGCGCUUCUGUUCUAACACAAGUGGGGCUGCAGCAGCAUUCUCAGUCCCAGGCCUUGUAAACAGGGUGGUGCCAGUCCCAUUUCCCUCUGCAUUAGCUCACAGGGUCAUAAAGGAUUUGUGUCAUAAGUCUGGGAGGCGAGAGGCUCUGCAUGUGGUUCUACAGUAGCUGAGAUCAUCUGGAGAGCUAAAUCCAGUAGUUUGAUGGAGGCCAGGGGACCACUCCUAGAGCAGCCUCAGUGAGAGUGUUCAGGUCAGAGUGGCUCUG
Messenger RNA from Camarhynchus parvulus, 2605 nucleotides. RefSeq names its product ceramide synthase 3 (gene CERS3). The record is from RefSeq and is a predicted model, not a curated record. Gene Ontology annotation, biological process: ceramide biosynthetic process. Bases 33 to 1208 code for a protein of 391 amino acids. The transcript is spliced from 11 exons. Lineage: Eukaryota; Metazoa; Chordata; Aves; Passeriformes; Thraupidae. Gene Ontology annotation, molecular function: sphingosine N-acyltransferase activity; DNA binding. Gene Ontology annotation, cellular component: membrane.